Haliotis rufescens (red abalone) is the source of this 3349-nucleotide messenger RNA. Its product is annotated as proprotein convertase subtilisin/kexin type 5-like. The transcript is spliced from 4 exons. NCBI's taxonomy places the organism in Eukaryota, Metazoa, Mollusca, Gastropoda, Lepetellida, Haliotidae. The coding region runs from base 339 to 2864 and encodes 841 amino acids. The record is from RefSeq and is a predicted model, not a curated record.
UUGUAAAUAUACCUUACAGUCUAUCUCACUACCGUGAGUCGAGUUAUUCACGACACUGACAAACUUCAUUCAGUAAAUAGACAAAGCCGUUUUGUUCCCCAUGGCUCACUGGCUAUUCACAAACUCACGUCUGCUUCGCGUGUUUGCUAUCGAUAGCCUUUCAGCGUUACUCGAGCGGGAAUACCUGUGGUUGUUAUGUCACUUCAUAGCAACCAGGUACACAAAUGUUAUGGUUGUGUAUUGAGUAUUUUCGUCGUUCGUUUUAACUAACCGAGAAUGGAAGUUAUGUUCCGCCACUCUCAGCCAUUCUGAAUAAGGCUGCUAUAGAAUUAGAAGAUAUGGAGGUGGUUUUGCCAUGUACUAUUCUGAUAGUACUCAUUGUGAAUGUAAAUACAUGCCUUACUGGCACCGUGAUGUUUGGAUACCAAAGUUGGAACUGCAUCAGUGUUGACAACUGUAGGAGUAGAAAUUUUGUUAUUUUUGGUAGAACGUGUAUGCGUACCUGUCCCCUUGGAACAUACCUUCUGCAAGCCAACAGUUUCUGUUAUAACCAUUGUCCACGACAUACAGUCUUAAACGGAACGGAAUGUUUAAACGGAACAUACUGUAUGUCCCAAAACAACCAGGUACUCUUCAACGGAACAUGUCAAGCAACAUGCCCUUCUUCCAUGCUGUUCAGGAAAUAUGGAACUUGUUACAGAACUUGCCCAAAUGAUACAGUUGUUAAUGGAUCAGAAUGCCUGUUUCAAGCAGAUUGUAAGAAGAAUGGGUUCGUUAAUGGCACUGCAUGCGUUGAUCAGUGCCCUCCAGAAUCCAAGUUUAUUGCGAAUGGUACCUGUCGUCCUGAAUGUCCCCCUAGGAUACCUGUGACAGCCAAUGGAACCCUCUGUCUAUCUGUUGAAGAGUGCACUGUGAAAGGAAUUGUUUUCAACAACACAUGUGUCUCAGGUUGUCCUCAUGACCAUCCAUACAACAACCAGGGCACAUGCUAUAGAGAAUGCCCCAUAGGAAAAGUUGCUCUUGGAAAUCAAUGCAUUCCGAUUGGUGAGUGUGCACAGAGGAAAAUGGUUAUGUCAGGAAACUUGUGUAUUGCUACGUGCCCGGAUGAUUUACCUCUUGAGGUUGACAACAUAUGCCUUUCCAACUGUCAUCAACACACAGUUUUAUAUAGCAAUACAUGUAUUAGUGAACACCAUUGUGUUGAUAGUUUCUCUCUUUAUAGAGUAGUGUAUAAUGGAACGUGUGUUGAUACAUGUCCAUUAGAAGCGCGCUUUAACCACCAAGGAACAUGUGGCAAUACAUGUCCACGGGGAACAGUUGUCAGUGACUUGCGAUGUAUUGAUUCCCGUCACUGUGUAAACAGUGGGAGGUAUAUUUCCAAUUGGACAUGUGUUCCAGAGUGUCCUCAGACCGCACCAUUUGUAUCAAAUGGUGUUUGUUACGAUACAUGUCCAAAUGGCUAUGUCAUAAGUGCACCAGGACAGGUACGGUGUAUAACAGAAGUAAACUGUAUCGAUCUGAAGGAACACAUUCACAAUAAUACAUGUGUAACAUCCUGUCCAAGAGAAAGUCCAUAUAUCAAUUCAAGCUACUGCUACCAAAUGUGUCCCAAUGGAACUUUAAGUUUGCCUAAUAAGCGAUGCAUUAGUCCCAUGAUAUGCAAUAAUCAAGGAUUCUUUGAACACGGAUCAAAGUGCCUUAAUGCUUGUCCACCAACGGCUCCAUAUACACUGGACAACACCUGUAUGUCUACAUGUCCAGCAAACAGUACACUGUUCCCAACAAAACGAUGUUUGACCCAACUCAGCUGUUCUUCGGAAACGGAUGCAGUCACCUACAAUGGUUCGUGCUUACCAUCAUGUCCUCAUCAUGUCCCAUAUAAACACGAUGGGAAAUGCUUCUCCUCUUGUCCACCGGGAAUGUUAAGAAAGGAAUUUGACUGUGUAAUAAAUUGUAAUGGCGGUGUCAUCUACAAUGGUUCCUGCUUACCAUCAUGUCCUCAUCAUUUCCCAUAUAAACACGAUAGGAAAUGUUUCUCCUCUUGUCCACCGGGAAUGUUAAGAAAGGAAUUUGACUGUGUAAUAAAUUGUAAUGGCGGUGUCACCUAUAAUGGUUCAUGCUUACCAUCAUGCCCUCAGAAUGCUCCAUAUAAACAUAAUCGCCAGUGCCUCUCUAAAUGCCCAACAGAUUUGAUCAGAAAAGGGUCUGAAUGUGUCAACGAACUCUUGUGUUCGGCCGGCGUUGUGUACAAGGGAGUAUGCCUGUCAGUCUGUCCUGAUGAUGCACCAUACAUGUACAAGCUUUUAUUCGCAGGCACAUGCCAUUCCGUGUGCCCAAGAAACACAGUUUUGAAUGGCUCUGUGUGUAUACUUGAACUUUUCUGCAUUGCAAAUGAGAAUGUAUUUAUCUACAAUGGCAGCUGUGUCACAGAAUGCCCACCUGGAAGUGCAAUGUUCGUCAAUCAAGUGUGCUACAAUCUCGUAAUCGACCACUGUGCCAUCAAAGUGAUACCUCCUUUGUUCUUGGUGGUGCUGGCUUUACUCGUCCUCUUGGUCUAUAAUCCUUCAAAGUCGAGGCAAAUGAAUGAACCACAGAUGCCCCUACUUGACGCCGAUAAAGAGUUGGAUAUCGAAGAGAAACAGAAAGACGUGUUCUGCGUCAAUAUACCAGCACAAGAACCAGACACAACACAUAAAUAUCACGACCAAGGACCAACAGCAGGUGUCGAAGACACACUGGCAAUGGUGGAAAUACACAACGUCUCAGAGAACAUGUUUGUUCAAGACAGAAGUUACAUGGACGACUCUGGCAUGGCAGAUACUGUGUCAAUGGCGUCCGCAACUACAUCGACAACGACACUCUGAUUCAACACAUGGGACUUGAGCAGAGCCGGGCGAAGCUCUCUGGGGAUUAUGCAACCUAAGCUGCUAUCUCAGGCGCGAGAAGGUUGGGCCUCAGUCAUCUUAAGCAUCUCAUCCUACCGGGUACCUGUAGGACACGGCAGUCAUAAACAUGGCUAGACAUAGACUUGUCACUGCUGACUACUGAUCUGGACAACAUCAAUUAACACAACAAUCAAUUGGACAUAAGUGAGUGAGUGAGUGGGUAUGGUUUUACGCCGCUUUUAGCAAUAUUCCAGCAAUAUCACGGCGGGGGACACCUGAAAUGGGCUUCACACAUUGUACCCAUGUCGGGAAUCGAACCCGGGUCUUCGGCGUGGCGAGCGAACGCUUUAACCACUAGGCUACCCGACCGCCCCAAUGGGACAUGAUGAUUUAUACACUGAUGUAGACAAUGCCCCUGUUGAACAGCGUGUAUCAAUAAAUUCGGACGCCUUUUGUUGAAUCUA